This is a messenger RNA of Sclerotinia sclerotiorum 1980 UF-70, 849 nucleotides long. RefSeq names its product serine/threonine protein phosphatase PP1. Lineage: Eukaryota; Fungi; Ascomycota; Leotiomycetes; Helotiales; Sclerotiniaceae. The transcript is spliced from 5 exons. Gene Ontology annotation, molecular function: protein serine/threonine phosphatase activity. Bases 1 to 849 code for a protein of 282 amino acids. Gene Ontology annotation, cellular component: cytoplasm; nucleus. The record is from RefSeq and is a predicted model, not a curated record.
AUGGCAGAACAAGACGUCGAUCUCGACUCUAUCAUUGAUAGACUGCUAGAAGUUAGAGGCAGCAGACCAGGCAAACAAGUACAGCUUUUGGAACAAGAAAUUCGUUAUCUCUGCACCAAGGCUCGCGAAAUUUUCAUCUCUCAACCCAUCCUCUUAGAGCUUGAGGCACCAAUCAAGAUUUGUGGUGAUAUUCAUGGACAAUAUUAUGAUCUCCUCCGUUUGUUUGAAUAUGGUGGAUUCCCUCCCGAGGCAAACUACCUCUUCCUUGGUGAUUAUGUCGAUAGAGGCAAACAAUCUCUCGAGACUAUCUGCUUGCUCUUAGCAUACAAGAUCAAAUAUCCAGAAAACUUCUUCAUCCUUCGCGCGAUCAUCGAUGAAAAGAUCUUCACUAUGCACGGCGGUUUAAGUCCAGAUUUGAACUCCAUGGAGCAAAUCCGUCGUGUCAUGCGACCAACUGAUAUUCCUGAUUGCGGUCUCCUUUGCGAUCUCCUCUGGUCCGACCCGGAUAAGGAUAUCACAGGCUGGAGCGAAAACGAUCGUGGUGUAUCUUUCACAUUCGGUCCCGAUGUCGUUUCUAGGUUCUUACAAAAGCAUGAUAUGGAUUUGAUAUGCAGAGCUCAUCAGGUCGUCGAAGAUGGUUACGAGUUCUUCUCAAAGCGGCAAUUGGUUACACUAUUCAGUGCGCCCAAUUAUUGCGGAGAGUUUGACAAUGCCGGAGCCAUGAUGAGCGUGGAUGAGAGUUUGCUAUGUUCAUUCCAGAUUUUAAAACCAGCGGAGAAAAAACAAAAGUACGUCACAGCAGGUGGUCUUGGUGCCUCCAGCAGGCCCGUCACUCCGAGGAAGAAAUAA